UUGCAGGCACCAAGAGAUGUCCGUUACCAACAACCAUACCACAACGCCCAAUUUGCAGCUCCACAAACCCAAGUACCAGCCAUUCAAUACCCACAACAACAGCAGUACGUGUCCACUUUGGCACCACUUCUAGCUGCACCACGGCCUAACGAAAUCAAUACCCGUCUUGCACAGCAACCAGCUGAUUUGGCUCAACCGAUGCCAGAUUAUAGCAGGAACGCUCAGCAGGGUGGAUACUCCUUACAGCAGCAGCCACAAUAUCAACAAGCACAGGUGCAAACGCCGUACUACACCACUAAUCAGGAUCCUUUCCAACAACCUGCCAGCACAUUCGGACAACCCUUCUUCCAACAGGGACAACAAAAUCAGGGAGGAUUUCAGUACCCUCAACAACAAACACCAUCACCACUGCUAAAUCCGUUCCAGCCGUUCAUGCAACAGGGUGGUGCAGGCAGCGCACAAUCCUUACUGGAUCCUUUCGGCCUUUUCAAUUUGGGAGGCCUAGGACAGGUGACACCGGCUCCGAACCCGUUCGCGCCACAACAAACCGGUUUCGCGGCUAAUCAACCACUACAACAGCCAUCACUAGCCCAACAACAACCUCAGCAGGGGUCUUAUUACGGCCAGCAACAGCAACUGCAGUAUGACCAACAGCGUCCGAACAACUACAACACUCAAGCCCGCCCGACUGUACAAGCCUAUCCAGGCCAACAGCAACAGUAUCCCGCUCAACAACAAGUCCCUGCUGCUCAGCCACAACCGCUUCAAACCGCCUAUGGCCAACAGAACGGAAACUUACAACAUGCAGAGAAAUACGCAGCAAAGCAACCAACAACCACUAUCUCGAUAUCCCGCCAAUCAACCUCAAGCUCAGAAGGCAUGUUUACUCCAUCUAAUCAGAAACUCCUAGAUGGCACUUUUUGUACAUUAAACCCAGCUGACCUCAAUUCAAUCGGACCUUGGAUGCCCAUGGCUCUUCCAAGAGCUUCACCAAGUAUAGAUGCUGCCCCAAUCAAUCUACAGAAGUACGUGGACGGUAAGGGCCCCGUACCUGCAAUUCCACCACAGCAGUGUCCUCGACAACCCGGAUGGUUACCUUGUAUUACAAAACAACAAGCAAACGAUCGGUUUCUCACUUGUUGUGCUAGACUUGGAGACGGAUGUACGCCACUUUGCAACUACGAUGCCCCCUUAGCUACGAUGCAAUUAGCAGUUCUAACUGGACGAUGUCCACUGAGCAAAAUGGCCGACAUUAUGGUAUGUGCUUCUGGAUAUGAGGACGCCACUGCUUGUUGUGAAGCAUACAACGUAUUCGAACCGGGCUACGAACAAUGUAGACCGUAUUGUAAUCCAGCUGCUGGUCUCCCACAAGGAGGACUACUUUCCGAAAAGUACAAAUGUCUCGCGAAACUUUCACAUAUACAGCAAUGCUUCUAUGUCUCACAAAAGCCCUAG
Cooperia oncophora is the source of this 1455-nucleotide messenger RNA. NCBI's taxonomy places the organism in Eukaryota, Metazoa, Nematoda, Chromadorea, Rhabditida, Trichostrongylidae. The record is from the annotation of a GenBank genome assembly.